GCUGAUGGAACAGCGCUGAGAUCGUUCAAAACCGAUGCUGACAGACAUAUUUGGAGUUCCAAUGCGCCCAGUGGUGGUCCAUUGGAGGAACCAUUCGAGAAAGAAGAGGGCGCAGAGGUGGAACAAACGGAAUCCGAUGGAGUCCACUGGGACGUGCUUGGAAGAGGCUGGCUUUCAGUGUUCAAUUUGAGGGUGGAUGACAAUUUCAGUGCGAAAUAUUUACGACUCAGCGCUAAAUUAUUCAGAAGUGUAAGAAUGUUGUGGUCUGUGACUGAAUGGCCACUCGAUUCAUCACCGGAUUCGACGUCGAUUUUGCAUUCGAAAAGUGCGAGAGGUGUACGACGACGAGCACAGCGACGGGACGGUACGAUAGCAGUUUGCAGCUGA
Molecule: messenger RNA, 387 nt
Organism: Anisakis simplex (herring worm)
Lineage: Eukaryota; Metazoa; Nematoda; Chromadorea; Rhabditida; Anisakidae
Source: the annotation of a GenBank genome assembly